UCGCCACCACGCGCCUCUUUCCUUUUCCAAAAUGGCCGGCGGGGGCGCCGCAAAGCGCGAUGCGGGCGAUUCGGGGUUCCUGGGGUUCCGCUCCGUUUCCGUGGACCCCGGGGCCGCGAGGCGGCGCAAACGCGGCCCGCGGAACAAGAAGCGGGGCUGGCGGCGUCUGGCCGAGGAGCCGCUGGGGAAGGAGGUGGACACGUUCCUGGAGGACGUGCGGCUGCAAGAGCGCACGGCCGGGGGCCUGAUCGCGGAGACCCCCGAUGAAAACCUCUUCUUUGUGGACACCGGGCACAAGGAGAAAGACUUGAAGAUAAAUCAGGACCUGAAGAAGGCUUGGACGGACCGGGUUUUAGAAUCACAGUCCAAAGUACCUUCCCCAAAGAAAUCCUCACUGCAGCUUAGGGAAGGGGAGUCUUUGGCAGGGUCCCCCAGGGGGUCAAUGGGGUUAGACUCCAGCCCACGGCAGCUUCCUGUGCGCCUGCUGGUGAUUGAGGGUAUCCGUCUGCACACACUCAUCUCUUUCUUCUUCCCCUUUUUGCAGCGACCUCAGCGCCUACAGACCAAGCCCUCGCAGGCCCCAGCUGUGGAGGUGAUUCCUUCCGGAGGCUCUUACAAUCCUUCCUUCCAGGACCACCAGGCCCUGCUCCGGGAGGCCCACGAGGUGGAACUACAGAGGCAGAAGGUGGAAGAGAAGCUCAGCCGUCAGCUCGCCUUCCCCACUGUGGACAAGGCCCCCACCCAGGAAUCAGAGUUCAAGGAACUGUGUGAGGGGCUCCUGGAGGAGUCAGAUGGGGAGACCCCCGCAGAGCCCGAAGGAGAGGGGGAGGCAGAUUCCCAGACGCAGAGACCCCCAGGCCCUGAGAAGAAGACGGAGCAGCAGAGGAGGCGGGAGAAGGAGGCCCGCAAGCUGAAAGCCCAGCAGGCGGCCGAGCGGGCGGCCAAAAAGCGGCACCAGGAGGUGUUCCAGCUCCGGGGCAUCAGGCUGCAGGUGGCGCGGCGGCUGGCAGAGCUGGCACGGCGGCGAGAGAGGCGGAGACUGAAGCGGCUGGCAGAGGAUGAGAAACCUCGACGCCUGGGGAGACUAAAGUACCAGGCUCCGGACAUUGAUGUGCAGCUUAGCACCGAGCUGGCAGACUUGAGGAAGCUGAAGCCUGAGGGGAGCAUUCUGCGGGACCGAUUUAAGAGCUUCCAGCGCAGGAACAUGAUCGAGCCCAGGGAGAGAGCCAGGUUCAAGCGAAAAUACAAGGUCAAACUCGUGGAGAAGCGGUCCUUCCGGGAGUUCCCAUUGUAGCUGCAGCUCCUGGGAUUCCUGCCCUGCCUGGUCCCUCACGCGCCAUUAAAGUUCUUUGGUCUGUCUCUGCGUGC
Messenger RNA from Sarcophilus harrisii (Tasmanian devil), 1368 nucleotides. RefSeq names its product NOP53 ribosome biogenesis factor (gene NOP53). Gene Ontology annotation, biological process: ribosomal large subunit assembly; rRNA processing. Gene Ontology annotation, cellular component: nucleolus. NCBI's taxonomy places the organism in Eukaryota, Metazoa, Chordata, Mammalia, Dasyuromorphia, Dasyuridae. The record is from RefSeq and is a predicted model, not a curated record. Gene Ontology annotation, molecular function: 5S rRNA binding.